GGAGUUCAUGGACCUGUUGCUGAAAGAGUUGCAUUUAAACGAAACACCAAAAAAAAUAAUCGCAAGCCUUAUAUACGGGCAUUUAUUGGUUGAAAUUCAAGUUGUGUUUGAUCACGACUCUUACUUAGUCAACAGAGCCCUCAUAACAUUCUUCUUUCUUCUUUAUUCAUUGAAAUCGUUUUUCGUAGACUCCAGACUCGCUCAGGAUAAAGGCCAAGGAGGUGAUUGAUCAAGUUCAAGAUAUUUUGCUCUCAACGUCCGGAAAAUCAGAAGGUAAGACAACGUAAGGAAAGACUUCAUUCGAAACGUUUUCUUCCUGAGACCGAAAACUAUCAACAACAAUGUUUCGUUCCUUGAUGUUCAUCACCUUAUUGGUCUUCGUUUCCACUGCAGUUGCCGCUCCUGCUGCUGCUAGCAAUCCGGGGACUUGUCCCGCUGCCGGCAUCGGUACAUGCGCCGAACUUUGCUCCAGUGAUGCGGACUGCGCCUCCACUGAAAAGUGUUGCUCGAACGGAUGUGGACACCAGUGUGAGACUGCAAUUCAAGUUGUUAAUCCUGGGACUUGUCCCGCUAGUGGCAUCGGUAUAUGCAUUGAAGCUUGCUCCAGUGAUGCGGACUGCGCCUCCACUGAAAAGUGUUGCUCGAACGGAUGUGGUCACCUGUGUCAGACUGCAAUUCAAGUUAACGAUGGAUUCUGUCCUGCGGAGGUUUCAAACGCCACUGGUAAUUGUACCAGCGAUGGUGAUUGUGCGGCCAACCAGAAGUGUUGUGACAACGGAAGCAAUAAUGUGUGCGCAAACUCCACAGAUGAGAAACCGGGAAAUUGCCCUGCAAAUGACGGUGUUGGGAUCUGUAUCCAAGAUUGUAGUGGCGAUGCAGAGUGUGACGGUAAUAAAAAGUGCUGUUCCAAUGGAUGCGGGAAUGUGUGCAGGGCGCCAGUUAAACCCGGCAGUUGUCCUCAACCUGGUUUCGGGACAUGCGUCCAAGAAUGUAACGAGGAUUUCGAUUGCCCGGGUGCCAAGAGAUGUUGUGGCAACGGAUGCGGUAAUGUGUGCACCGACCCAGAAUAAAGUUCAAGUUCCUAGAUUUGUCGAGCACCGAAGAAUCCCAGUUACUUGGACUGUCUGACCGGAAACCUCUCUUUUUCCAUCUUUUAACAUGUUUAAUGGAAUACCAAUCAACCUUCACGAAUCAUUGCUUUAUUUUCUGUUAUCCAACUGGAGUUAUCGAAUCAUUUUCUUGCAACUUAAAUGUGAAUCGGGCGAUUCCAUACGUGUCGUACGGGACAUUUUGUCAACAAUUUCUAGUCUGAUUGCUUGAGCAAUGUACAAUUAUUAUUAGUCAAUAAUAAAGUUAUAGUUGGUAUCAUGUGAAAAACUGAUUACCAACCAAAAAUAUGUGAUUAUGGCUGAAUUAAGGGCGAAAAUGUUGUGUGUCGUACGGGAUUCAGAAAUGUCCCGUACGACUCGCUACAUUUUCACCUCUAAUUCACCCAUGGACAGCAUAUUUUUGUUGGUUGUUACUACCCAGUAGUACUCUAUCAUUACCACAAAACAGGUUGAAGUUCUGCGUUCGUUUGGACAAUAGUUUGAAAAAUGUUGCGAAAAUAGCUGACUUUUCUAGCAUGGAAUCGUCCAUGAGAUUUACCGCCCUUUCAAACGGUAAAAAAAAAUCGUGAUUUUAACGAUGAUUCCAGUGAAAAUAAGACUAAUGACGAAUUUUAGCACGUGUGAAACCAAACUAGAACAUGAUUAGAAUCACGAACGCCUGCAAUUAUCAUUACAGUGAUGAUUCAAGAUUCACGUGUGAAAAGGCCCGAAGUUUGUUGAAAUAAAUCAUCAGCGAGUUGAAAUUGUUCCUCUGUAACGGAAAAUGAUGAAAAUGGUUUAUUCGUAUAAUUGUUUAAUUUGAUGUCUGGUUCGAUGUCAAGCUAUCGCAAAGAUUCUAUUGACUAUAAGGGUUUGAAUUAUUUAUCGAUGAUUAUUCAGGAUGCCAGUCUGAAUAUAUUUAGUGGUAUACAACUAUUUCAUGUAUUAGAAAAAUUAUAUUACUCAAUAGAUGAUAAAUGUCAUAUUGAUUUGAUUUGAUGAACUUUCUUAUAUCUCUAUAAGCCUUCAGGAUUUCUAAAAUUAAAAUCAAUAACAAAAAUGUAACUGAAAAUCAUUUUCUCUCAUUUAGAAUAUCAGUUCCAAAAAUAAUACAGAACUGAAAGAAGUGUGUUGCUAUGGUAGUCCCAGUGACCUUUCCAUGUUUGCAUUGAUUUUUUUCUUGUUGGGGGUAUCAUAAAUAUGAUUCAAUCGUCUAAUGUGCAGAAAUAGUGAUUAAAACAAGCAGAAAUCUA
Lytechinus variegatus (green sea urchin) is the source of this 2341-nucleotide messenger RNA. Its product is annotated as waprin-Phi1-like. The record is from RefSeq and is a predicted model, not a curated record. Gene Ontology annotation, biological process: innate immune response; antibacterial humoral response. Gene Ontology annotation, cellular component: extracellular region. Gene Ontology annotation, molecular function: peptidase inhibitor activity. NCBI's taxonomy places the organism in Eukaryota, Metazoa, Echinodermata, Echinoidea, Temnopleuroida, Toxopneustidae. The coding region runs from base 342 to 1070 and encodes 242 amino acids. The transcript is spliced from 8 exons.